Messenger RNA from Rhinichthys klamathensis goyatoka, 1240 nucleotides. It is a transcript of the gene krr1, whose product is annotated as KRR1 small subunit processome component homolog. Gene Ontology annotation, cellular component: small-subunit processome; nucleolus. Lineage: Eukaryota; Metazoa; Chordata; Actinopteri; Cypriniformes; Leuciscidae. Gene Ontology annotation, molecular function: RNA binding. The transcript is spliced from 10 exons. The coding region runs from base 60 to 1196 and encodes 378 amino acids. The record is from RefSeq and is a predicted model, not a curated record.
GUUUGCCUCGUGCUCAUGACAACCAGACGUAGUGUCUGACGUCACUGCUAACAGCAGCAAUGGCGGCGCCCACGGAAAGCACGAGUGAAACGCCAACAAAUAAAAAACAGAAAAAGAGCAAAAAUACAGUGGAUGAGACCGAGCUGCUGAUGGUACCAGACGGCUGGAAAGAGCCCAAGUUCACCCGAGAGGACAACCCCAAAGGUUUGCUGGAGGAGAGCAGCUUCGCCACACUUUUCCCCAAGUACAGGGAGGCGUACCUGAAAGUGUGCUGGCCGCUGGUGCAGAAAGCGCUCGGAGAUGUGUUCAUCAAUGCCACACUGGACCUGAUUGAAGGCAGUAUGACGGUGCACACAACAAAGAAAACAUUUGACCCGUAUGCAAUCCUCAGAGCAAGGGAUCUCAUCAAGUUAUUGGCCAGAAGUGUGCCGUUUGAACAGGCUGUACGGAUACUUGAAGACGACAUGGCUUGUGACAUCAUAAAAAUUGGGACUCUUGUGCGAAACAGAGAGCGCUUUGUGAAGAGACGCCAGAGACUGAUCGGCCCCAAGGGCUCCACGCUGAAGGCACUAGAGCUUCUGACCAACUGUUACGUGAUGGUUCAGGGCAACACAGUGUCGGCUCUCGGCCCGUUCAAUGGCUUGAAGGAGGUACGGAAAGUCGUGCUUGAGACAAUGAAGAACAUUCACCCCAUUUACAACAUAAAGACAUUAAUGAUCAAGCGGGAGCUGGCGAGCGACCCGGAUCUGCGCACUCAGAACUGGGAGAGAUUCCUGCCCAACUUCCGGCAUAAGAGUCUCUCCAAACGCAAGCAGCCGAAGAAGAAGACGAUCAAGAAGAAGGAGUACACGCCGUUCCCCCCGCCUCAGCCCGAGAGCAAGAUUGAUCAGCAACUGGCGACCGGCGAGUUCUUCCUGCUAGAGAGCGAGAAGAGACGCAAGAAGAUGACUGAGAUUAAGGUGAAACAGGCUGAAGCUUUAUCCAAGAGACAAGAGCAGCGGCAGAAGGAUUUCAUUCCCCCUAAAGAGAAGCCCGCCGUGAAGAAGACCAAACCAGCACCCACAGAAAACAAAAUUGAUAUUCAAGCCAUUAAAGAAAAAGUGAAGAAAGCAAAAAGUAAAAAGCUUGGAGCUCCUCCUGUAAACCCCGAGACGCCUUCGGUGAAAGACGGCAAGCGGAAGAAACUCAAAAGCUAACUCGCGUCGGUCGAUCCGAACUCUGGUCCUGUAGAAACACACUC